This is a messenger RNA of Microcebus murinus (gray mouse lemur), 3439 nucleotides long. Its product is annotated as constitutive coactivator of PPAR-gamma-like protein 1. The record is from RefSeq and is a predicted model, not a curated record. Lineage: Eukaryota; Metazoa; Chordata; Mammalia; Primates; Cheirogaleidae. Gene Ontology annotation, cellular component: nucleus.
AUGGUCGUGCAGAACUUCCGGGACUACGUCGAGAAGCACUGCCCAAGAAGCGCCGUGGUGCCGGUGGAGCUGCAGAAGCUGGCCCGGGGCAGCCUGGAGGGCGGCGGGCGGCAGCGGUCCCCACAGACCCCGCUGCUCCUGCUGGUAGACACCAACAACCGCCUGCACCGCCUCUACGGCGGCUUCUACACCGACUGGGUCAGUGGCGGCCAGUGGAACCACAUGCUCGGCUACCUGGCAGCGCUGGCCAAGGCCUGCUUCGGCGGCAGCAUCGAGCUCUUCGUCUUCUUCAAUGGCGCGCUCAAGAAGGCCCAGCUACACGAGUGGGUCAAGCGGCAGGGCAACGAGCGCCAGAUAGCUCAGCAGAUCGUCAGCCAUGUCCAGAACAAGGGCACCCCGCCGCCCACGGUCUGGUUCCUGCUGCCUGUCUGCAUGGCCCACUGCAUUCACCUGGCGCUCAUCUGCUUCCACGUCAAGGUUGCACAGAGCAUUGAGGAUCACCAUCAAGAAGUGAUUGGUUACUGCAGAGAGAACGGUUUCCAUGGCUUGGUUGCAUAUGACUCUGAUUAUGCACUGUGCAACAUCCCCUACUACUUCAGUGCCCAUGCCCUAAAACUGAGCCGGAACUGGAAAAGUCUCACAACAAGCCAAUAUCUGAUGGAUGAAGUUGCCAAGCAACUGGACCUGAAUCCAAAUCGUUUUCCUAUUUUUGCUGCUCUAUUAGGAAAUCACAUUCUACCUGAUGAAGAUCUGGCUUCCUUUUCUUGGAGUUUACUUGGUCCAGAACAUCCACUAGCCUCACUAAAGGUCUGGGCCCACCAGCUGGUCUUGCCACCUUGCAAUGUUGUGAUCAAAGCUGUUGCUGACUACGUCCACAACAUUCAGGACACCUCUCACUUGGAUACCAUAGCUAAAGAUGUUUUCCAGCAUUCACAGUCUAGAACAGAUGACAAAGUUAUUCGAUUUAAGAGAGCAAUUGGAUAUUAUUCAGCGACUAGUAAGCCUAUGUCAUUUCAUCCAACACAUUACUUAGCCAGACCUGGUCCAUUUGGAAUGCCUGGGAUAGUGCCACGGCACGUUUCUCCUCAGAUGCUCAAGAUUCCUCAGGCCUCUCUGUAAGCAAAGCCCAUAGCCCCACAAGUGCCCAGCUCAGGGAGUGUCCCAGGCCAAGGACCAUACCCAUACAGCCUCACUGAGCCAGCUCUCACUUUGGACACGAGCGAGAAGAAUUUAAUGGAGCAGAACAACUACAGCAACAUUCCUCACGAAGGGAAACACACACCACUGUAUGAGCAGUCCUCGCCCAUCAACUGAGCCCAGAGUGGCAGCCCCAGUCAUAUGGAUUCUGCCUACUUUCCUGGCUCUUGUAUAUCGUCAUCUUCAGACAACGAUGAGGAAAGUGGAGGGGCAACAAAUCAUAUCAGCGGGAACAAGAUUGGCUGGGAGAAGACAGGAAGCCACUCAGAGCCUCAGGCACGGUGAGACCCAGGAGACCAAACAAAGGCAGAAGGUUCGUCCACUGCCUCUUCAGGAAGCCAACUAGCCAAAGGCAAGGGAAGCCAGAUGGGCACUGUCCAGCCAAUCCCGUGCCUGCUCUCGGUGCCCACCAGGAACCACAUGGACAUCACCACACCUCCCCUGCCCCCUGUUGCACCUAAGGUACUGAGAGUGGCUGAGCACAGGCAGAAGAAGGGGCUGAUGUACCCUUACAUCUUCCAUGUCCUGAAGAAGGGUGAAAUCAAAAUUGCUGUUUCUAUUGAAGAUGAAGCCAACAAGGACCUGCCUCUGGCUGCUCUGCUCUAUAGGCUAAUUCGUCAGCAUGUUUACGGACUCCUGUUUAGUUUGGCAGAAAGCCGAAAGAAAACAGAGAGACUUGCUUUUAGAAAGAACAGACCUAAUGAACUUCCACCAGAAUUCUCACCAGUGAUCAUUAAAGAAUGGGCAGCUUACAAAGAGAAGUCUCCUCAAACUCCGGAACUGGUAGAAGCUCUUGCCUUCAGAGAGUGGAUCUGCCCCAACCUGAAGAGGCUUUGGCUAGGCAAGGCAGUGGAGGACAAGAACUUCAGUAUGAGAGCCUUCCUAGCCUGCAUGAGGUCAGAUACCCCUGCCAUGCUCAACCCUGCCAACGUGCCCACUCACCUUGUGGUGCUCUGCUGCAUCUUACGGUACAUGGUGCAGUGGCCAGGAGCACGCAUCCUGUGUCAUCAGGAGCUGGAUACCUUCCUGGCUCAAGCACUGUCCCCCAAACUCUAUGAGCCUGAUCAGCUACAGGAGCUCAAGAUUGAGAACCUACACCCCCGGGGAAUUCAGCUGUCAGCUCUCUUCAAGAGUGGAGUAGACAUGGCAUUGUUUGUAAAUGAUGCGUAUGGACAGCCAAUCCCCUGGGAACACUGUUGUCCUUGGAUGUAUUUUGAUGGGAAGCUCUUCCAAUCCAAACUCCUCAAAGCCAGCCGGGAAAAGACCUCACUCAUUGACCUCUGUGAUGGUCAGGCUGAGCAGGCUGCCAAAGUGGAGAAGAUGUGCCAGGGUGUACUGGAGGGGCUCAACUUCUCCUGGCAGAGCCACACACUCCCUUUCCCGCCACCUCCCGCCCUGCCCUUCUACCCCGCCUCUGAAUAUACUCGGCACUUCAGGCCUGUCCCUCCCUCUCAGGGCAGGGGCAGAGGCUUUGCAGGAGUCUGUGGCUUUGGAGGCCCCUAUGGGGAAAUGGUAGCGACGGGCCCUUACCAUGCCUUCUGGGUGCCGACAGCAUCAGGACACUGCGGAGCCUUCUCAGGCAGUGACAGCAGCAGGACUAGCAAGUACCAGGGCGGAGUCCAGCCUAUACAUUCUCAGGGAGGGAAACUAGAAAUAGCUGGCACUGUGGUUGGCCACUGGGUUGGGAGCAGAUGGGGCCAUGGGGGUCGGGGACCUUUCCCCUUGCAAGUGGUUUCUGUUGGAGGACCAGCAAGAGGGCAUCCACGAGGAGUUAUUUCUACCCCAGUCAUUAGAACAUUUGGAAGAGGUGGAAGAUAUUAUGGCAGAGGUUACAAAAACCAAUCAGCAAUUCAGGACAGACCUUAUGCUGCUUCAGCAGAAGAAGUGGCCAAAGAACUUAAGUUGAAAUCUGGGGAAUCGAAGUCCUCUGCUAUGUCUUCAGACGGGUCUCUGGCUGAAAACGGAGUGAUGGCCAAGGAGAAGCCAGCUCCCCAGAUGAACGGGAGCGCCGGCAACGCCAGGGCCCUCAGCCACUCCGAAAGUGCCUUGAACAAUGACUCUAAAACGUGCAAUACAAAUCCUCAUUUAAAUGCACUAAGUACAGACAGCACUUGCCACAGAGAGGCUGCUCUGGAGACAGCUGUCUUAAAUAAAGAAGAGUAAACUCAUUUUUUAUAGAGGGUGAAGGAUGCUGGAAGGGUAAGGAUUUAGGAAUAUCUGGAGAGAAAGAGAGCCUACAGUU